This is a messenger RNA of Coccomyxa subellipsoidea C-169, 639 nucleotides long. RefSeq lists its product as hypothetical. The record is from RefSeq and is a predicted model, not a curated record. Lineage: Eukaryota; Viridiplantae; Chlorophyta; Trebouxiophyceae; Coccomyxaceae. The annotation marks the transcript as partial. The transcript is spliced from 4 exons.
AUGUGCUUUGACGCAGCGUGUCAAGCAGCCAUGGACAGAGCAUUCCUGACCGCCACGACCAUCCCCCUACUGGGCCUGGCGGGCGCUGUCGCGUACAAGUACCGGCCAGCGGCUUGGCAGAAAUCUGAGGGGAAGCAGGUGAUAGAGGACCCGGGGACGGGGGCGGUGUUUGAGGGGAAGGCGGGUGCGCGGCCGGAGCUGGACCGGCGGGGGCAGCUGGCGUGGCGCGCGCUCUCGUACCAGCAGUGGCCCGUCGAGGCCGGGUCCGAGGGCGACCGCGUGCGAAUCCAUGUCGGCCCUGUCAACGCCCUCGAGCCCCGCACCUUCGUCUUCACCAGGACACUAUCGCAGCCGAGCAAGGUGCUCGGGGUGAGCCUGCCGCGGCCGAUGGGGGUGGUGCUGGAGGAGGACACGCGCCGCGGCCGAGUCGUCGUCGGCGGCUUCCUCGAGGGGUCCGUCGCCGAGAAGCGCGCCAAGGUGGCGAAGCUGAACCGGGUGCUGGAGGACAGCAGCGUGAUGGCGGGGGAUGUGCUGCGCGGCUUCACCUGCACCAAUUUCGUCUACCAGACGCAGGCACUCUUUGGGGCCAAGGCGCCUCAGAGGACCAUCGUGCUGUACGGAGCCGACAAACAGAAAUGG